Messenger RNA from Aureobasidium subglaciale EXF-2481, 1446 nucleotides. RefSeq lists its product as uncharacterized. Gene Ontology annotation, molecular function: protein serine/threonine kinase activity; ATP binding. The coding region runs from base 1 to 1446 and encodes 481 amino acids. The record is from RefSeq and is a predicted model, not a curated record. Gene Ontology annotation, biological process: protein phosphorylation. The transcript has 3 exons. Gene Ontology annotation, cellular component: cytoplasm. NCBI's taxonomy places the organism in Eukaryota, Fungi, Ascomycota, Dothideomycetes, Dothideales, Saccotheciaceae.
AUGGCUGAUCGGGCUGCCGGAAGAGCUGCCGCUAGAGCCGCCGUUCGAGCUGCCCGAGACAAGAUUCAGAAGGACAUAUCUCCUCCAGAUUUUGAACUCGCAAAAGGUCAUUCUUGGGUAUAUGGAAAACCAAUAGGCGGAGGUGCCUAUGGUACAGCACACUUGUGGUCACACAUCGACGAUACUCAAAAAAUUCUCGAUCGAUUUGUCGUCAAAAACUUCCAGUGCACUGUUUGCGAAACUAGUCAGCCGAAGGAAGCGCAUAUCAGUCAAUUGCUCGUGCCUGACGGAUCCACGAAUUACCACACUGUUCCUGUACUUGCUUGUCAGCCGAUUCCAGACACUGACCAGGGAUGGCGCACUUACCCACCUUUCUUCAGCCUGGGCAAUUUCGAAACUCUACUCAAAGGUCUCACCAAAGAUGAUCCUCUGCCAGAGGAUUUUGUCUGGUUCUUCUUGUUCCGCAUGGCAAAAUCCAUAGUCGCAAUGGACGAAAUGCUACGAAAGGACGAAAAAGGUCCUGUCGUCAUACACAAUGACAUUAAGCUUGACAAUAUCUUUCUCGGUCAUCCAGGUUCGCUGGGUAGAGAUGCGGACUUCAUUAUAUAUCCCCCGGCCUACCUCGGCGACUUUGGCAUGUCUGUCAUUUGGUCGCAAGGUGAUGCGCACUCUCGAAAUGCAGGAGCUUAUGGCUGGUGGGCGCCAGAGCAACAGGAAUUGAACGCAGAACAUCGAUUCACGUACACGGACAAAGUGCCGACGUACAAUCCUGCAAAGUGGCAGGAUAAGAUUGACUCUGGGCACUUUACAGAUUACAGCAAAGAUCUUCUCGAUAUCGUCUAUACUUGUCUCUGCUGUGCGCCAAAAGACCGUCCCUCUCCACAAGAGCUUGUGUGUAUGAUCGAGGAUAUAAUGCCUACUCAUAUUUGCGACAUGAAACGCUUUGGCACCAUCAAUUGGGUGACAGCUAAUCACGACGCAAUCUCACCAGAACAAGAAGAAAUCCAGCCCCUCGAUGACCCUGACAACGAAAACGCAAACGACCCUGGAGACAAUUUCGAAAGUCUCGAAGAAGACGUAGAACUCGACAACUCAGACCUCAACACCUUACCCUACGACUCCGACUCCUCACCACCCUCCCUCCUCUCAAGCAGCAGCACCUCCAAGAAACGAAAAUUAUCCAUGAUAAACGCGACACCUCUGAAACGCCCGAAGCUCGAAUCGACUAUUCUGACACGAAGAUUGGCUUUAAUCGCCAAACAGAUGAAAUUCGGAAAAAGUGCUAGAAUCUUGGAUACACAUGAAGAUGAUGAAGAGUUUAUCUUGCCUGAGAGGUAUCGACUUGAGAAAAAAGCACUGUCGCCCGAACGAAUGGGAUGCAAUGUUUGCUUUAUGCUACUAUGCUACGAGGGCGGAAAUUCUGCCGGAUGUUGUUUACUGGGGUGA